Molecule: messenger RNA, 2561 nt
Organism: Kockovaella imperatae
Lineage: Eukaryota; Fungi; Basidiomycota; Tremellomycetes; Tremellales; Cuniculitremaceae
Product: fungal-specific transcription factor domain-domain-containing protein
Exons: 8
Coding region: 109-2478 (789 amino acids)
Biological process (GO): regulation of DNA-templated transcription; DNA-templated transcription
Molecular function (GO): zinc ion binding; DNA binding; DNA-binding transcription factor activity, RNA polymerase II-specific
Source: RefSeq, a predicted model, not a curated record
CGGAGAUGGACCGUGGGUCUGUUGCAAGAAAGUGUGAACAUGAUGCUGAGAUCUUCAUAACGCAGGUCCGAACACGGAAAGGGGACGCCGAGGGUCUAUCUGGCCUGUAUGAGAUGCAGAGAGAAGAAGACGAGGUGCCCAGGUAAUCAGCCUGUCUGCAAGCCCUGCGAAAAGGCCGGAUCAAUCUGCGAAUGGCCUCUGAAACGGAGGAAGAAACGGACUCGAAAGCAGAUCGAAGCGGACAAACAAUGGAUGGCAGCAGGACAUGCCCUGACAGAGCUUCCAAAAACGACUCUGGGGUCUCAGACGUUGUUCCCAAAUGGUCCUUCCGCGCCUAGUUCUAGUGUUUCCCAAGACGCUGCUGUGGCUCUAGGCUUUAAUCUAGGCUGGCUAGAUGUCUGGAAUGCGACGCUGGGGGGUCAUCCGCCGUCCAUGACUCCUGCAAAUGGCAUGUUGCCUCCUCAGCAUCAGCAUGAUCUCGGAAUAGGCUCUUCGACAUCAACUCGCCCUUCCUUCGGUUCUCAAGAUUUCAUGAAUCCCUCCCAAUCAGAAACGAUGGCGGGUGUCCAUGCUCCGAUGGAUCCCAGGCUGAUCAAUGCCGUUCAACGCCAAGCUGCUUUCAUAGAGGGAGAUCCAUCCGAGGACGAUGAUCUUGAACUAUUUUAUUAUCAUUUUUCUGGCCCCACUUCCAUCCGGCCUGGUCUCAAUCGGAUCUCGUUGAAACUCCAGCGUCGAGUUCCUCACUCAAGUCAUGGUGGACAUUCUGAGCGAAGCGUGCACGAGUCUCCCAGCGAUCUCUCUUCUACGCCGUUCUCUUUACCUCAGCAUAUACCUGAGGACCUCUGGGACCCAUCCGGGAUGCCCUUGCCACAUAUUCGAGAUCCUCUUCUUGAGCUGUUCUUCCAACAUUGCUCCCAAUUCUUUCCAAGUCUUAGUCGGCAACGAGUCAAAGAGCGGAUCGAAACGGAGACUCUAAGUGCUUUUUUGACCAAUUGUGCUUGCGCUCUUGGUGCCAGGUUUGCUCAGCCUCCAAUAUCCACCAUCUUGGUCCGGACGCAUGAACGUGCGAAAUCUCCUUUGAACGCGACAUCGACGUCAACCGGUCCCGUCGGUAGCGCGGCGUCCGCACCGUUCGUUUCAAAGGCUCAGGAGCUCAUCGUGCCAUUACUGCACCUCCCAACACAUGACGUGUGUACCGGGCUGCUGUACCUGGCUUGGGCCUCCUAUGGACUGAAUUCUGAAGCUGGAUUCUGGCAAUUCAGUGGAAUGGCAUUCAGGAUGGCUAUCGAUCUCGGAAUUCACGAAGACAGUACCAUUUAUGAAUCGGUCGCGCAUGUCACCCGUACCAGACUACUCUUCUGGAAUCUCUUCAUGACGGAUAGGAUCAUAUCGUUCGUCACGGGCAGAGCAGCGUCCAUUGCAGACGACGUCGUUGAAAUACCACUCCCAGAAGACGAUUACAUGUUUCCCGAUCCCGCUAGGAAUACCUCUGAAUAUCUCGAAACCAACCCUUCGGCCAUCUUAUCGGAGCCUGCCCCGUAUGUACAGUUCGUCAAGCUCAUGGUCAUCUGUGGCCGGAUAUCAGACCUCUUGAAUGGUCGGCGCGGUCGGUCAAGGACACUAGUGAAUAAGGUGGAGAAUCUCGUGGAGAGAUUAGGACAACUUCAGGUUGAAUUAGUUCAUUUCAUCAGUGCCCUUCCACCGACUUUACAAUGGUUGGCGGACAAUUUUCGACAUCACGCCAGUAAAAGCCAUGGAGGAAUCUAUCUUGCGCUGCAUCUUUGGGCGAAUGCCGUCGUUGCCUUCGUCUAUCAUCCAGAACUCCUACAAUCCCCUCACGGGGCGGAGACACCUCUUACUCAGAACAUGGCAAGGAACCGCUCCCUCUCCCUGGCUUCAUCGAGGCAAAUAUGCGAAUGCAUGGUUUUCGCCGAUCUGGUCGAACACGCGACAUACACCAGCAAUCCGUUCAUCGUCCAGCCCCUUUUUGUGGCAGCUAUGACCUUUAUCCUUGAGAUGCGCACAGCUAGUUCUCAAGAUCAACCACCUUCACCGGAACCAUUCCCUCGACACUCCGAGGAUGCGCUGCUCAGCUCAAUGACGAAGCAGAAUCUGUCCGUGAUCUUGAACGCUCUCGGUCGAAUGGAACUUUAUUGGUCAGGCAUCGGGCCAGUACUGAGUUUGCUUGAACAAAGGUCUGGAGUCACCGCAUCGAGGCCUCGAGGCAACAAAGGAGUUCCUUUCAUUUCUUUGCCGGAUCAAGGGGUUCUGAGAAGGUUCAAGACAGAUCGCCAUCAUCCGCACAAUGUCGCGCCGGCAGACGACAGAUCACUGCAAGACAGCAUAGUGAGGAGUGGAUCAUUGAUUGAUCAAAAUCCCGUAGCGCUUGCAGAUUUCAUGGCGGGAUACUCUGUAGAAGGGAUGAGUUUUGGUCCGGCAGAUGAUUUAGAUCUAGAAAGGCUCCUCGCUCAGCCGUGAUGCAAAAUCUCGCUGAUUGCGGCGAAAUCGCGUCCGGCGAUAAAGUGAAAAAUUGAUCCGAGAAUGUUCGGAUGAAAAAUGAC